ACACAUUAAGCCUAGUCAAAACAAACAAACACACACACACACACACACACAAACCCCCUUUACUUUUUCUUCCAUCAUUCAUAAAAGUAAAGCAAAGCCUAGCGCACACAGACAAUCUGUGAAAACAUUCUUUCUCUCCCACUAACAGCUCAAGACAAAUUAAAGGUGUAAAAUCUUUAAUCUCCCUAGACCGAUCUCUCUCUCUCUCUCUCUCUCUCUCUCUCUGAAGUCAUCACUUGCCUUUAAUCUUGCCCUUUUCUUCUUGUUAAUUCAUGGAUACCACAGCUCAAUGGCAACAGGAAGUAGCUGGAUAUGUGAAGGCAAACAAUAUGGGAGAAAUAAUGGCUUCAAAUAAUAAUAACAAUAAUAUUGCAUGCACAAAGCAGCCUUCAGGAGCGGCGGCGUUAGAGAAAAGAGCAAGGCCUCAAGAACAAUUGAACUGUCCAAGGUGCAAUUCCACCAACACCAAGUUCUGCUACUACAACAACUACAGCCUCACUCAGCCCCGCUACUUUUGCAAGACAUGUCGGAGGUAUUGGACCGAAGGCGGGACUCUCCGAAACGUCCCGGUCGGAGGCGGUUCGAGAAAGAACAAGAAAUCUAUUACUAAUACUACUACUUCUUCAUCACUUUCUUCUCCCUCUUCUUGUUUAUCAAUAUCAAAGAACAGUAGUAAUAAUAUUAUUAAUAUUCCCGAUCUUAACCCACCAACGAAUCUUUCUCACCAAGGCCAAGAUCUCAAUCUCGCCUUCCCAGCUAUGCAGCCCAAGUUUCUGUAUAUGCCCUCCGCCAAGAGCGAAAACGACAACAACAUCAACCAUAACCCUCGUUUUGCUUCCUCUUCUCCUCUCAUGUCGUUUAUCACAACUACGAGUGGUCAAGUGCUGCCGGAUUCGAAUACGGCGACGUUUUCGUCAUCUGGGUUGUUUCCGUUUCAAGAGUUCAAGCCAAGUACUACUGCACUUGGUUUUUCUGAUCAUGGGCUGAUCGGGAGUAAUAAGUACAGUUUUAGGGUUCAAGAGAAUAUUAAUGGUGAUCAUGGUGAGAGAACGUUGUUUCCUAAUUUUGGUGAGUUGAAACAUAAUGAAGUUGAUCAUCAGCACAAAGGGCAAGGAAAUAACCCAACUGGGUAUUGGAGUGGAUUGUUAGGAGGAGGAUCAUGGUAAAGAAGAAGGAAAAAAAAUGUCAGAAAAGAGUGGUGGAGAUAAUUAGAACAUAAGAUAGAAAGGUUUUUUUUUUCCUACUUUUGUUAUCUUUAUCUUUUUUUUUAAUAUAAUUUCUUCUCUUUUAAUUCUCUUUUAAGUUGUUCAGUGGUACUAACAGAGGUAAUUAUUACAUAUGGUUUCUUUUUGUAUUUAGUUCUCUGAUUUGAUAUCAUGAUCACUCUUUUUUAGAUGAUGUUAAGAUACUCAAUAAAUUGAUUUUCAGGUCAUGUCUUAAUUUGGUGGAUGGGUUUUGUCAAUCAACUUGUGUAGGCGUAGAAGAUGUGGGUUUUUGACCCAAAGAAAAAAUGAAAAAAAAAAAGAGAGAGA
Morus notabilis is the source of this 1532-nucleotide messenger RNA. Its product is annotated as dof zinc finger protein DOF2.5. Gene Ontology annotation, molecular function: DNA-binding transcription factor activity; DNA binding. Gene Ontology annotation, biological process: regulation of DNA-templated transcription. Bases 273 to 1166 code for a protein of 297 amino acids. The transcript is spliced from 2 exons. The record is from RefSeq and is a predicted model, not a curated record. NCBI's taxonomy places the organism in Eukaryota, Viridiplantae, Streptophyta, Magnoliopsida, Rosales, Moraceae.